This is a messenger RNA of Quercus lobata, 1287 nucleotides long. Its product is annotated as melanoma-associated antigen G1-like protein. The transcript is spliced from 8 exons. Lineage: Eukaryota; Viridiplantae; Streptophyta; Magnoliopsida; Fagales; Fagaceae. Gene Ontology annotation, cellular component: nucleus. The record is from RefSeq and is a predicted model, not a curated record. The coding region runs from base 210 to 917 and encodes 235 amino acids.
UAUGAUGAGAAGGAUGUAAACAUAUGCUUCUUUUUCCCGCCAUAUGAUCCGCGCCGGAGAUUAGGGUUUCAGACAGAGAACUCAGAUAAUUUGAAUUCCUUCUUUAUUCAUUUCACUUAUCAAAACCAAAACACGCAAAAACUACAGGGCUUCAUUUGCUCAGGCUAAAAAGGUUCUGUCAACUCUCUCUGGUUUGUCUAACGAUCAGGAUGGCCAGUGCUAGGGAAGAUUUCUCUCAAUUUGAUAUUUCAAAAGAGGAAACGGACAAACUUGUUGCAGAAGUAAUCCGCUAUGUCCUUUUCAAAACCCACCAAAAUUCUGGGUGCCCAAUUAAGAGGGAUGAGCUUACUCAACUCGUUACUAAAAACUAUCGUCAGCGUGCUCUUCCUGCUGUUGUGAUUAAUGAGGCUAAAGAAAGGCUCUCAAGCAUUUUUGGCUAUGAGAUGAGGGAGCUUCAAAGAUCUCGUCCUUCAUCAACAAACCAAGGGCGCUCUUCCCAGCAAAGUGUUGCAGAUGCAAAAUCCUAUAUCCUUAUAAGUCAGUUACCCGCUGAUGUGUAUAGCAAAUAUGUUGAAGAUGUAAAUACAACACAUCUUACUGGUUUCACUUUCGUCAUACUUGGUGUUGUACAUCUAGCAGGAGGCAAAAUUCCAGAAGAGAGUCUUUGGCAUCAUUUGAGACGGAUGGGAUUUUCUGAUUGUGAUGAAAUCCAUCCAGUUCUUGGAAACGUCAAACAGGCAUUGGAGGCACUUGUCCAGCAAAGAUAUUUGCAGAAGGACAAAGUUAAUGGACCUGAAGGUAGUACUUUAUUCUACGAACUUGCUGAGAGAGCUUUAGAUGCACCAGUUAAUGACAGGAUUAAAGAAUACAUAUCACAGAUUGUGAAGAAAGAUGCUGCCACUGGGGAUGUUGACUAGUGUCUGACUCUCUUAGCUAACCCAAUUGAGACGCGAGUUCGCGGUUUUGAUGAGUUGACUAUAAAAUAGAAAUAUAGUGGAGUAUGGAGUACCUGCUCAAUGUAUAUUUUGCGUAGGAGAUUAGGGUUAACAGCUGGCAUGAGUAAUCUCGCUUGGCCAAUUCCUGUGAUGGAGGUUGGCCACAAUGCGUGUUGCUUGCCCAUAGUUUUUUGCAAUUUGCUCUAGGUCAUUAGUUGAACCUAGAAAGUGAUAUGCUUGCUACUGUACCCAGAUAAUUCCUCCAAAAAUCUGAAUUUAGUUGGAGUAGCUAUUUAUUAUAAUUUUGUUCUUAAGGGAGAAUUUUAUGGAAACGUUUGAUGUAUUUAUCUAA